AUGCGUCGGUUAAAGCCCGUUUUCUUAGAUGUGAAGAAUAUUGGGCGCGAUGGAAAGAAAACCACCGUAUCGAUUCCGCUGAGAGUGGAUCUUGGGAAGCAGCCUCAUAAGAGUACGGAGGAAAAUAGUCAGGACACCAACAGUCCAGUAGAACAAGAUGUCCCUCUUGGCGAUCUCGAUAAGCAGGAACUCUCUACUCAACAGCAAAAUCGCGUUUUGAGUAUCUCUGCUAACUGGGAAAAGGUACGGGAAAAGUUGCUGAAUUCGUUCAUUGAAGAACAGCAUCUCCCAGACAAUGUGAACUGUGUGAACUGUCAAAAGAGUAUCGCUACAACAAGAUGUGAGUACUGUGGCCCUCGCCAGUACUUUUGUGUUGGAUGUGCACGAGCUCUACAUGUCAAUCGAAACAAGUUUCAUGUACUUGAGAAAUGGAAGGUGUGUAUGAAUAUUUUGGGGCCAUUUGUAUUCUAGCUACUUUUAGUGUAACAUAUCUUGCUUUCUUUAUUUUGAUAGGAUGGGGUAUUUUCUCCUUUGUAUGCAGACGAGGCAACUGUUAGCUAUGACCAUACGUGCAGAACCGCAGCAGUAAAGCUGUUCAGACUUCUGGAUGCCUCAGGU
Molecule: messenger RNA, 618 nt
Organism: Pocillopora meandrina
Lineage: Eukaryota; Metazoa; Cnidaria; Anthozoa; Scleractinia; Pocilloporidae
Source: the annotation of a GenBank genome assembly